Messenger RNA from Ruditapes philippinarum (Manila clam), 2397 nucleotides. Its product is annotated as neurotactin-like. The transcript has 4 exons. Lineage: Eukaryota; Metazoa; Mollusca; Bivalvia; Venerida; Veneridae. Bases 348 to 1967 code for a protein of 539 amino acids. The record is from RefSeq and is a predicted model, not a curated record.
GGGUGAAAAGGCGUGUAUAUCGGGUAAUUGUUUAAACUUGAACAUCUUUGGGCAUAUUUAAUCAAAAAUGGUUGUCAGACAAAUUUCCAAUCAUAAUUGUACCAAAACAGACUCUUUGUUUGGAUGUUAAAUAUAUACAUCUGUUUAACAUCAUGGAAGUUUACGCUCUCUGUUUCUGUUUACAUCUGAAACCACAUAGUAGACCUAUUUUCAAUCCGUAUUAACUCAGAGGUUAUUAUAGAUAAUAGCCGAGGGUGUUCCGAUUGGUAAGCGUUCCUAAUGAUAACACGUUAACCUAUAUGUAAAUAUUAACAUGAACUUUUAAAUCGUGAAUACUAGUUCUAAUCAUGUGGGUAGGGAUUGUAUAUUGUAUUACUGUGUUUUGUGCCAUUACUUCUUUCUGUCACAGUGUUACGGUGCAAACACAAUGUGGAGCUGUUGAUGGAAUUCAAAAUGACGGAGUAAGCAGUUUCUUGGGUAUUCCUUAUGCACUGCCACCAAUCGGUAAGUUGCGAUGGAAACCGCCAAUUGCACUCAGCCCGCGCGCGGGAAAUUGUUGGAAUGGUACUCUACAAGCACACAAUUACGGAAAUACGUGCUUCCAAAUAAGCUUCUCUGAUCCUACUCGACAAAAAUUGCUAGGAAGUGAAGACUGCUUGUAUUUGAACGUAAUAACUCCUUCGUCAAGCCCGCGCAUUCUCCGACCAGUAAUGAUCUGGAUACACGGUGGGUUUCUGCAAUACCUGAAUGGAAACUGGCCGCUGUAUAUGCCUACAGAGGAACUGGCCAGGGAAACUGACACGGUAUACGUAGGAUUUAAUUAUCGUCUGCAUGUUUUUGGAUUUAUGGCCCUUCAAGUUCUGGCAGACCAGUCACCGACAAACACCUCCGGAAAUUAUGGGUUCAUGGACAUGAUAGCAGUUUUGAAAUGGGUUCAAGCCAACAUUAAAAACUUUGGCGGGGAUCCGGAUCGGGUAACGAUAUUUGGACAGAGCUCCGGAGGAACCUCAAUAUUUGCUUUGUUGGCUUCACCUCUGUGUAAGGGCCUCUUUCAUAGAGCAUGGAUGUUGUCAGGAUCUCCAAUAUUGAAUAAAACUGCCAAUGAUGCCUUCAAAGACAACGAGUUAUUCAUGAGAAAUACAAAUUGCACGAAUGUCGACUGCUUAUAUUCCCUUUCGUCUGCUGAAGUUACUUUCGCAGUACCUUGGACAUCCUACCCCUACUGGGCAAUGUUCGACCAAGGAGAUUUACCUACAAAGGGUCAUUUUGACGGUGCUUUAGCCAUAGUUGAUGGUGUAGUACUAACAGAAGCCCCAUUUGAUGCCUGGUCACAUGGUAACAUGGUAGACGUUCCACUGCUCAUAGGAUCUUGUGCCAAUGAAAUUGACUCUGACCCAACGGACAAAUCUAUUUAUAACUGGACAUGGAUACAAUAUGAAGACCAUGUAAAGCAGUACAUCGGAACAUUCGGAAGUGACGUAACAAACAUAGCUCUUAAGUUAUACCCUUCAAAAUUUAUAUCCCCUGAAUUCCAGCUAACCAGUAUGGCAAGUGAUCUACGUAUGAAUUGCCCUACUGAUGUUCUAGCGUUACGUGCGGCUUCCGCUUUUACGUCACCAGUCUACCGUUACGUCGUGACGUCAUUUCCGUCUGUACCUGUUAAUGCUGUAGGUAUCCCUUUCCCUGCGUCAUAUUCCUUUCAUCUCUGGGAUGCGUUCGCCUUCUUCGGAUUUAUACCAGAUUAUAUAAAACACCCUACAGAUAUGGACAUUGAAUGGCAACGAAAUGUAAGACAGGAAGUAAUGGCGUUUGUUAGAAGUGGAGCACCAUCUACGUUGUCAUGGAAACCUUUCCCUUCAACAGUAGGCAAUUUGUCUUUUACGACAAACGCAAUAGCCUCUUACCACGAGGCACAAUGUGAAUUCUGGUUAAAGAAUGGCUUUUUUGACUAUGCAUGGAUAAACUAAUACACAAUUAAAAUGUAAAUAUUUCUGAAACGAAUAUUUCCAAUGAGUGUUUAUUUAUUAUUUAUUUAUUUAUUUAUUUGGUUAAAUUCACUUGACUUUAUUUCCAUUUGUAAUGGAAAAUAUCAUUAAUUAUAAAAAAAACAACAUAUUUCAGUAUAGCGUUUGCACACUGUGGUUUAAAGAAUAGUUUAGCCCUUUUAAGGCUUGUCGUGAACAAGAUGUAGCGUAUUUCAAAAUAUCAAUUAAAAUCGCACAAAUUUUGAUAAUUGUAUUUUAUUUUUAUCAAUGUCACACUUUAGGCUGUAUCAAUGUAUAUCGUGGAUCAAUGGUUUAUUAUCGUUCAGCUUAGUAAUUGAUUUUGAUUGGUUGACUUGUUUUACAUAUCUAAAUGGUUGGUGUUUGUUUAAUUUCGUUUUUAUCACGCUAAUUA